AUGAAGCUUAAUGCAACUACAGAGAUGAUGCCUGUGACAUGGCAGCCUUUGCAGAUAUGCAUCCUUUUGCUCCUACCCAACAAGCAUAGGGGUAUCAGGAAGUGUUCAAGAAUUUGGGGGACAUUCUGUGUUGGAUUAACAAGUCCAUGGUGGAUUGGGGUUGAUGUUUGUCAUCUAAACCUUCACAAGACAUUUUGCAUUCCACAUGGUGGUGGUGGGCCCAAAAUGGGCCCCAUUGGUGUGAAGAAACACUUGGCACCCUACUUGCCUUCACACCCUGUGAGUAAGCCACUUGGCACGGUUUCAGCAGCACCUUGGGGUUCAACACUUAUCUUGCCUAUAUCGUAUACAUACAUUGCCAUGAUGGGAUCUCAAGGACUUACAGAUGCAUACAGUAUAGCUAUCUUGAAUGCAAACUAUAUGGCAAAACGUCUUGAGAGUCACUAUCCCAUUCUUUUCCGUGGUGUGAGUGGAACAGUUGCCCAUGAGUUCAUCGUUGAUUUGAGACCCUUGAAAACAAGUGCUGGAAUAGAGCCAGAAGAUGUUGCAAAACGUCUGAUUGAUUACCGGUUUUAUGGUCUAACUAUGUCAUGUUCAAUUCCAGGAACACUAAUGAUUGAACCCACUGAAAGUGAAAGCAAGGUAUUUUUUGAAAAAAAAAAAGAAUUGCUAACACUAAAUCUCGCUCUAUCGUAA
Molecule: messenger RNA, 696 nt
Organism: Lactuca sativa (garden lettuce)
Lineage: Eukaryota; Viridiplantae; Streptophyta; Magnoliopsida; Asterales; Asteraceae
Source: RefSeq, a predicted model, not a curated record